Messenger RNA from Apus apus (common swift), 2320 nucleotides. RefSeq names its product CD276 molecule (gene CD276). NCBI's taxonomy places the organism in Eukaryota, Metazoa, Chordata, Aves, Apodiformes, Apodidae. Bases 578 to 1582 code for a protein of 334 amino acids. The transcript has 9 exons. The record is from RefSeq and is a predicted model, not a curated record.
CCCCCCUCUUCUCUGUGCCUCAGUUUCCCUUGUGGAAGCUGAGCAAGGCCUGGGGCCUGCCGUUUCCCUGGCUGAAGGGGUCUUCGGGAGGCAGGUGCCAGUGGCUGUUCUGGCUGCAGGGAACAACCAGGGGUGCUGAAGGCUGCGGGUGGAGCAGCCGGGCUCUGGGAUCAGCUGGGACAGGGACAGGACAGGGCAGUGUCAGCCCUGGCUGUGAUAUCUGGAACUCAUUUGUGCUACGAGGGAGGAACGCGGGUCACGAGGGGCCUGACGAGCUCUUGGCAAGGCUGGGGUGGCUGCUUGGGAAGCCAGCGGUGCCGGGCAGCCUGCCCUCCCCUCUCCCCACAUCUACCUCCCAGCUGCUCUGGUUUCUUCCCCCCUUUUUUUAAGGGAAACCUCAUGCCAAAGACUUUCCUGCUGCGAGCAGAGACCAGCCUCGCAGCUCCCCAGCUGCUGGCAGAAGGAGGGAUCUGCAGAUCUGCCAGGACGUUUGUCGGGAGAGAAGCUUCCCUUGGAGAGUGACACCCAGGGCUGUGCUGCUUUCUGCUUUCUUCUCCUGGCUCUGCUGGUGCCAAGGAUGCUCUGCCCACUGCUUGUCCUGGGAGCACUGCUGCUCAGCCUGGCAGGUGCCAUGGAGAUCCAGGUCCCGGAGGAGCCCGUGGUGGCUCUUUUCGGCCGAGAUGCCACCCUGCGCUGCUCCUUCUCCCUGGAGGCCAACUUCAGCCUGGACAACCUGACCCUCAUCUGGGAGCUGACGGAUACCAAGCGCUUGGUCCACAAGUUCUCGGGUGGCCGGGAUGAGCUGGCAGACCAGGGUGGGGGCUACACCAACCGCACAGCCCUCUUCUACGACCAGCUGGCCCAGGGCAACGUCUCGCUGCUCCUGCGGCGCGUGGAGAUCUCGGACGAGGGCAGCUUCACCUGCUUCGUGCAGGUCCAGAAACACAGGAAUGCAGCUGUGACACUGCAGGUGGCAGCUCCCUACUCCAAGCCCAGUAUGAACCUGGAGCCCAACAAGGACUUGAAGCCAGGAGAUCUGGCAGCUGUGACUUGCCAUGCAUCCCGUGGCUAUCCCGAGGCAAGUGUCCUCUGGCAGGACAGCAGGGGCAGCAACAUCACGGAAAAUGUCACCACUUCCCAGGUGGCCAACGAGGAAGGUCUCUUUGAUGUGCACAGUGUCCUUCAGGUGCUGGUGGAGCCCAGCAGCACCUACUCCUGCCUGGUGCGAAACCCGGUGCUGCAGCAGGAGACUCAUGCCUCUGUCACCAUCACAGGCCAGCACCUGGCCUUCCCUGCCGUGGCUCUCUGGGUGACAGUGGGACUUGCUGCCUGUGUGGUGGCACUGCUUGCUGUCCUGGCCUACGUGUGCCAGAAGAAAAUCCGCCAGAGCUGCGAGGAAGAGGAGGACAACGCAGGGACAGAGGAGCAGGAUGAAGAAGGCCCCAAGACAGCCCUGCAGCCUCUGGAGAGCACAGAGAGCAGAGAUGAGAAGAAUUUCCCCAGAGAAGUCAUGUCAGAGCCCUUUUCCACUCCAGUUUGUGCUGUGCUUGCUCUGGCCACCACUCCUGUCACUCAGCAGUGAUGGCCCCAUGUGGCUGAUGGCUUCAACGUGGCUUUUCUUCUCUCAUUCCUCCUUUUCUUGGACACCUUGGAUAAUGAGCAAGAAAUUGAUUGACAGGAGCUGAAACACCACCCCCAGGCUGUGCCCCGUGCCCUGGACCAGCUGAGAUGGAGAUCUGGGUCCCCUGGGGAGGCCAUGGACCUGCUGCCACCCCUCACCCAGGCCCUGUCACCCUCCUCCUUCCCCAGCCACCUCUGCAGGGCAUCCUGGGGCUGGAGAGAAGCUGCUUCUCUUCGUCCCUGGGGAGCCCCCAAGCCUGGUGCAUCCUUCCUGGGGACAGUCUGUGUGGCAUGGAGGUUCCUCCUUGUCCUUCUGUCCAUCCCCACGUGGGGCUGAGAGCAACUGGGGUCCCCUGAUCCCCCCCCCAGCACCCUCUGUGCCUGCUCCCGUGUGGCCACAGCCAAACCACCUGCCUUCCAGGUCAAAUUUCGGUGCCUUUUCCAAGCCCAGAUGCCUCCAGAGGGGUGAUGGGCUCAGGGAGCAACCCCAGAACUGAGGCUCCAUGGAAGAUGGACCUGCAGGACCCUCACACACAGGGGGAUGGUGCUCUCAGCCCUGAUGGAUUCCUUGCUCUGGGGACAUUCGGGGACAAUUAUUUUUUCACCUUGUGCCACUGUGGUUCCUGCUGGACUUCUUAUUUUUGCCUUAUAUGCAAAAAGCCCCCCCCAAAUCUCAUUGGGGUGAUCUUCCUGCCUUGAA